CCUUACUGUCAACAAUCAAUCGUAGUGGCACUUGAAAAAUUUGCAUUAAUCUAUCCUUAAUGAAAGAAUUCAAAAAUAAAAAUGUGAUCACAACGUCUUUCAUACUCCUACGAGCUUACAAUUUUCAUAUAAAUUUUUUUUGAAAAAUAUUUAAAAAUGUAAAAAAUGUACAGAUAUCAAGCCUAUGUUUUAUUAAAAAAUUUUAAUAAAAAUAAAAUUAAAGAAGACAAGAAUGGAUUCGCCCUUAAAACAUAACACUAAUGUACUAAUGUACUAAUUAUUGUCAAAACAAUCAUAUUGUGUUUUUUAGAUAAAUAUUAUAAUAUUAAAAUAAAAAUAUAUUUUUUGUUUAAAUUUAAGAUCGUCAAAUUUUUUUUAAGCAGAUUAAAUUAUAUAUAAGCAAAAUUAUUAAGCAAGAAUAUAUGUAAUUCCUCGCUUACAUUUGAAACACAUAAAUGAUUGUUAAAUAGAAAGUUUCAAUUUAAUAUUGUUUUUCUGUAUACGAGAAAUAUAACUUUGCCGCAGCCAUCUACCGGCGGUCGCGCGUACUACGCGUGGGCGAUUUUACGUUACGUCGCAGCGACGACGUCUGAAAGAAGUGCUAUAUUUUGUGCGACUUUGAGACCAAAAUAGCACUGUUACGAUGUGUGCUAACUAUAAUUAUUAAUUGAAGCUAUUGAAGACGAUUGAUCUUAUGUAAGCCUCCCCUCUCUCGAUAUGUCUCUCUCAAUACAGUUUCAUAUUAAAAUACCCUGAAUAUUCCCGAACGGAGAGUACGCGGCUCUCUCUCACAGCAGCUUGAACCUUUCCAUUGCAGAAGCCACAUGAGAAAAUCAUAUCCGCUUACUCUUCGUUCGAGAACAUUUGUAUAUGAGCACUGCUUCUUCAAAAAUAUCUGGCCAUUUUACACUUCUAUAAUGCAUAACAAAUAUCUAUCAUUAUCUAAAUAUUUCAUUGUCAAGAAAUAAAUUGUAGAAAUUUGGAUAAGUAAUUUUAGAAAUAAUAUGUACAUUUAAGUGUUGUACGUUUAAUUAGACAAAGAAAAUAAUCGUAAAAUGAUUGUGUGUUCUUUGAUAGUGAGGUUCACGUGAGAUUAGAUCACGUCAGAGAUUAUAAACGGCAGAUUUGUGAUAAACACCAUGGCUACAUUAACUGCAGCGGAUUAUGCAGUGAUUGGUGUAGUAAUGCUGAUCAGUUCCGGCAUCGGUGUAUAUUAUUGGCUCGUCGGUGGCCGACAGAAGUCGACUGAGGAAUACUUCAUAGCGAACAAGUCGAUGCGAAUGAUACCAGUAGCGAUAGGUUUGAUGGUUUCAUAUUUAUCAGCAGUCAGUCUACUCGGAGUGAGUUCCGAAAAUUACGUGUACGGCACACAGUACGCAGUGAUCAACAUCUCUUAUGGACUCGCCACGCCGUUUGCAGCCUAUUUUUAUCUACCGGUAUUUUUUAAGCUGGGCACUAUGAGCACUUUCGAGUAUCUGCAGAAGCGUUUCGGCACGACUACCCGAUUAAUAGCCAGUUUUGCCUUUUUGCUCCAAUUGCUUCUGUACAGCGGCGUGGUGUUGUAUGCACCUGCGUUGGCCUUAGAAGCUACCACGGGUAUUUCGACGACCGCAAGCGUGAUUGGUUUAGGACUCAUCUGCACCUUCUACUCGACGAUCGGUGGUAUCAAGGCGGUACUUAUCACCGACGUUUUCCAGAGUCUAUUAAUGCUGGCUGCCGUUAUCACAAUCAUCGCCACCGCGGCUGUUGACACUGGUAGUCUAGACCGAAUUUGGCAAAUCGCCGAAGAGGGAUCCCGGGUGGAAUUCGAUAACAUCUCUCCGGAUCCAACUGUACGACAUACUUGGUGGAGUUUGACACUUGGUGGUUUCUUUACUUACCUUUCCUUGUACAGCGUUAAUCAAGUUCAGGUUCAAAGAAUGCUGACUGUCAGCAAUCUAGCAGCCGCUCAGGGCUCGUUGUGGUGGAGCUGGCCGAUGGCAUCGAUCAUGUCGCUUACUCUGUGCUUCUCUGGACUAGCGAUGUAUGCGAAAUAUCGUGGCUGUGAUCCACUCAAAGAAGGCAGAAUCAGUUCAAAUGAUCAACUGAUGCCGUUGUACGUGAUGGACAUGCUGUCGGAUUAUCCAGGUGUGCCUGGGCUUUUCAUAGCCGGAAUUUUCAGUGCCGGACUUAGCACCAUCUCGGCCACGGUUAAUUCCCUCUCCGCUGUUAUUCUUGAAGAUUAUAUCAAGCCUCUCUGGCAUGUAAGAAACAAGGAAUUAUCUGCUACGGCGUCAAUAAUCAUUAGCAAAAUUUUGGCUCUUGUAGUUGGACUAUCUUGUGUAGCAGUCGCUUUUCUGGCACAAUAUUUGGGCGGAUUGUUGCAGGCGGCUCUGACGAUCUUUGGCGUCGUAGGCGGACCUAUGUUGGGUUUAUACACGCUCGGCAUGUUUCUCCCAUCGUGCAACCAAAGGGGCGCGAUCACGGGCUUCAUUCUUAGCCUCAUGUUUUCUUUGUGGAUAGGAUUCGGACAGCCGAAACCACCGAUUCCGCGGCUAAAUGUCUCAACAGAUGGUUGUAGCCUCAACGAUACUAUUAUGGAUCGCCAGAGCGCAGAAGGGAAGUCGUUAAUUUACACAAAUUUACACUACCAAGCCAAAAUGGAGGAAGAUAAGUCCUAUUUCUAUCUUUAUCGCAUAUCGUACAUGUGGUACUGUCCACUAGGUUUUCUCAUAGCGCUGAUCGCAGGAUGUGUCGUCAGCUGGAUCACAGGUUGGAUUUUUAAGGAAGAGCAGAUCGAAAUAGACUCUGCUUUGCUGAGUCCAAUCGUAGCGAAACGAAUAGAAAAAAGACGAGAAGCGGAUAAGCAUCACAAUACGAUAACAUUCAAUAAAAGUUGAGGAGUUACUAGCUAGUUUUUAUAAAAUAAGAAAAAAAAAGAAAUUUAAAUACUGCGUUACUGUUUAUAAAAGCGUAUUGAGUAUAUCACACAAGCAAAAUAAUUUCAGGGAAAAUAUUUACGUGCUGAUGUGUAAAUAUAUAAAAUUAAUAUGCGCAAUAAAAAUAUAUUUGUAUACUCUGCAA
Molecule: messenger RNA, 3063 nt
Organism: Solenopsis invicta (red fire ant)
Lineage: Eukaryota; Metazoa; Arthropoda; Insecta; Hymenoptera; Formicidae
Product: putative sodium-dependent multivitamin transporter
Exons: 9
Coding region: 1140-2879 (579 amino acids)
Biological process (GO): sodium ion transport; transmembrane transport
Cellular component (GO): membrane
Molecular function (GO): symporter activity
Source: RefSeq, a predicted model, not a curated record